Messenger RNA from Rhagoletis pomonella (apple maggot), 1016 nucleotides. RefSeq names its product potassium voltage-gated channel protein Shab-like. Gene Ontology annotation, molecular function: delayed rectifier potassium channel activity. The coding region runs from base 183 to 1016 and encodes 277 amino acids. The transcript has 3 exons. Lineage: Eukaryota; Metazoa; Arthropoda; Insecta; Diptera; Tephritidae. Gene Ontology annotation, biological process: potassium ion transmembrane transport. The record is from RefSeq and is a predicted model, not a curated record. Gene Ontology annotation, cellular component: membrane; voltage-gated potassium channel complex.
AAUUUUUAAGCAAAACAGAAAACAAGCCUCUGAAUCGAAUUGAAUUGAAUUCUACUCAACAGGUUAUCGCAGUGAUAUCCAUACUAUUUAUAGUCCUGUCUACCAUAGCCCUGACGUUGAACACCCUACCACAACUACAACACAGUGAGAAUGGUACACCAUCCGAUAAUCCGCAAUUGGCUAUGGUUGAGGCCGUUUGCAUAUCGUGGUUCACCUUAGAGUAUAUACUUAGGUUUAGUGCGUCGCCGGACAAAUGGAAAUUCUUUAAGGGCGGCCUUAACAUAAUCGAUCUAUUGGCAAUACUCCCAUAUUUUGUUUCCCUAUUCCUAUUGGAGACGAAUAAGAAUGCAACGGACCAGUUCCAGGAUGUGCGCCGGGUGGUGCAAGUAUUUCGCAUCAUGCGCAUCCUGCGAAUCCUUAAGCUGGCCCGUCACUCAACGGGCCUGCAGUCGUUAGGCUUUACGCUACGUAAUUCAUAUAAGGAACUCGGUCUACUAAUGCUGUUCCUGGCCAUGGGCGUUCUCAUAUUUUCUUCGCUGGCAUAUUUUGCCGAAAAGGAUGAAAAGGAUACAAAAUUCGUUUCAAUACCGGAAACAUUUUGGUGGGCGGGUAUUACAAUGACAACUGUUGGCUACGGGGACAUCUAUCCCACUACUGCACUGGGAAAGGUUAUUGGUACUGUGUGUUGCAUAUGCGGUGUUCUGGUAAUCGCUUUGCCUAUUCCCAUCAUCGUUAACAAUUUUGCUGAAUUUUAUAAGAACCAGAUGCGACGCGAGAAGGCGCUCAAGCGACGUGAGGCGCUCGAUCGGGCGAAACGUGAAGGCAGCAUCGUCUCCUUUCAUCAUAUCAAUCUGAAAGAUGCCUUUGCCAAAUCCAUGGAUCUCAUAGAUGUUAUUGUCGAUACAGGCAAGCAAACAAAUGUCGUACAUCCGAAAGGUAAAAAUCAAAAAGCGCCAAAUAUAGGAAAACAGCCAUUGAGCGCUAUAAUCGCAGGUUCCACCACAAAUUGGUGUUGA